AUGUUUACGUUCGAUGGGAAAACUGAUGAUGCAGUGAUGGAGCUCCCUAGCUUCUCGUUUUACGAGUAUCAGAAGGAGUUGUGCCGCAUGGUGAUUUCCAAAGAUAGCAUCGUUUUCCUUCCCACGGGAGGUGGGAAAACGGUGAUUGCUGGCGGAGUAGCCUUCGCAAAGAUCAACGAAUUGCCCACCAAGAAGGUGGUGUUUGUUGUACAUCGCGUCCCGUUGGUGAAACAGCAGGCCGACGCUUUGAAACGUGUGAUGGGCGAGGAAACUGAAGUGGAGACUGUCAGUGGUCCAAAGAAAUCUGUGAAGAGCUGGGAAGAAUUCGUGAGAAAGCCUUCCCAGGUGCUGGUCAUUAUCGACAGUAUCUUUUAUAGCUGGGUUUUUGAGUGCCCCAGGGCGCUUGCCGAACAGAUCAGCCUGGUCAUCAUUGACGAAGUGCACAACGCGUUGGGGGGCUUUCCGCGAAAGCUUGUGGAAAUGAUCCACAAGGUGAGAAAGUGUGGUGGGGUGUCAGGCUCACAUGACGGCUAUGCGGACAGGCCGCUCCCGCAGAUUUUGGGUCUCACCGCCUCCCCCGUACGAUCCUUCACGCAACAUGAGAGUCUUACUGAGCUGCUCGACAUUACUCGCUGCGAGAUCGUCUCAGUAUCAAGAGAAGUACAUGACCUGCGAGACAAGGUUCCUGUUCCUCUGACUAUAGCGUUGGAGUACGUUCUUUCCCCUCCUGAGGCAGCGUUUGAGUUGUAUCUUCGCAGCAUCGUCCAGGAAAUACACGAUGAUAAUAAAGUCACAACUCAUUCCCUUCUUAAGAAAUUGUGCGCCUGUUAUGUGGCGACGCCGGCGUACGUAAACAAAUGUGAACAGCUGCAAAAUGCUGCUUUGCAAGGAACAAAAGGAAGACAUGAGUUGUUUGCCUUUACCGUGGCAAAAUUCCUUUCACACGUCUCAAAGGCUCUCACUGCAUUGGAAGAAGAGUCACUGGAACAGGCAUUUAAUCUGGUCAUGCACAAAAACGUAUUUGAUUACUUGCGAAAGGACCGAGACGCCGCGGAAUUUCUUCUGCCGUUUCUUGAAGGGAUAAUUGUGGUGAUGCAACAUCUCAAAGAGUACUAUAUGGGCCACACUAUGAGCCGAGGGGCUGAGGAAGAAUCUCAAAAUCCCUUUAGGCUCUCAUCCAAGAUAUCAUUUCUGAUGCACUUGCUGCGAUGGUUUGCAGAAAGUACAACUUCUGCGAAAGUCGAUGUUAGUGGAAUUAUAUUUUGUGAUACACGAGCUUCCGUGUAUCGCAUUAUAAGUGAAAUUAAUAAAACGCCGUUGAAGGAUAUAUACAAGCCGAGAGCUUUUGUUGGUAUGGGAAAUACCCUCUUGGACGAUGAAGACGUACAUAUGACCGAAGCACUACAGAGGAGGGUGUUGGAAGACUUUAGAGGAGGCGUGACAAAGCUUUUGGUGGCAACUUCAGUGGCUGAGGAGGGACUGGAUAUUGCCUUGUGCAACAUUGUUAUACGAUACGACUCCUGUAUGACGCUCCGCAGCUUCAUUCAAAGCCGCGGUCGCGCAAGGUCACGUAACGCUGUUUUUUUUGUUUUCGAACAUAUGAAGCGGCCGUUUAAGGUUGCGAAAGUUGCAGCGAAGGCAGUGGCGAUACAGGAUGAAAUCGUAAAGACGGCCGUUAGGAGGCAAAGAACGCUCGCUAUGGAGCAGCAUCCGUGGCAAAUGGACCCAUCGUGGUGGCUGAAACGGUUGGAAGAGCAGCCCUGGGCCACUGUUCUGAGGAAGGAGACAGAAAGGGGUUUUGGUGGCACAGAGGGCGCGUGGGUAUGUGAGUUCACCGCUCUCAUUUCAGGAAAGGAAGGGUCUCCGAUUCCUGUGUCAAAAAAAUACAACGCUGUUGGAAAUGGAUCGCUUUGGAAUGCAAGGAGAACGGCGGAGAGGAUGUUAUGUGAUGCCUUGGGAGUUGCAGUAUUUUCUUCGCUUGCUCCAGAGUGUGGUGAGAAUUCAAAAAAUAUGCCGCUGAAGUUUUUGUCGGGUGGUCUCUGCGUCUGUCAAACAUCCACUAUUUCUGCGGAGGAGUUGCGGAAGAAGUAUGCCCCUGAAGCCGAAGAGGUGGAGAAAUACAGUGCAUUAGAUUGGCAUUCACAGAAGCCCUCAUAUUUACUGUUGGAGGAGGUUCGCCGCCGCCGGCUACCAAAACACGAGAUUGAUGUGGACCACAAGGGAGAAACGUGCACUAUUCGCAUACGUGUUUCUCGACGGACAUCCAUGGGUGAGUUUGAGUCAAAGGAGUUCUUGGAGGACGGAGACAACCCACUGGAGCAGGCCUCGCUGGAGGCCCUUCGCUUUCUGGGCGUUAUAUUUUUUAAAGGUGUGCCAUCAAAUGUUGUGCAGCUCAUCGAUGUAUUGGCUAUGCGACACAAACUCAUUGGAGGCGACGCAGCAUGA
Messenger RNA from Trypanosoma rangeli, 2445 nucleotides. RefSeq names its product putative ATP-dependent DEAD/H RNA helicase. The transcript has a single exon. NCBI's taxonomy places the organism in Eukaryota, Euglenozoa, Kinetoplastea, Trypanosomatida, Trypanosomatidae. Gene Ontology annotation, cellular component: cytoplasm. Gene Ontology annotation, molecular function: ATP binding; nucleic acid binding. The record is from RefSeq and is a predicted model, not a curated record. Bases 1 to 2445 code for a protein of 814 amino acids.